UUUCCUGCAGGUGGCCAGCUGUGGUGCACCACCACCAAGAACAUGAUGGAGGGCGAGGAGCUGGUGGCGUUCGCCGUGGACUUCGACUCGCGCCUGCAGGCCGUCAACCAGAUGUCCCUGAGCGAGGGCAUGUACCCGGCCCGGCUGCUGGACAGCAUCCAGCUGCUGCCCCAGCAGGCCGCCAUGGCCUCCAUCCUGCCCACCGCCAUCGUCAACAAGGACAUUUUCCCCUGCAAGGCAUGUGGAAUCUGGUUUCGGAGCGAGAGGAACCUGCAGGCCCACCUCAUGUACUACUGCAGCGGGCGGCAGCGGGAGCCGGAGACGGUGGUGGAGGACAGCGACGGCGGGGCCCACCAGACCCCCAGCACCUGCCCCUUCCCCCAGUGCAGCAAGAGCUUCACCGGAGCCCGGGCCCUGGAGAUGCACUUAAGUACCACGCACAGUGGUGUCAAAAUGGAAGAGAGCCUCCCUCCUGGCACCAGCUUGAAAUGCACAAUCUGUAACUACACGGCAGAUUCUCUUAUUACAUUCCAGCAUCACAUCAUGUCUCACCUGUCACAGGCGGCCUUCAGAUGCAAUCACUGCCAUAUCAGCUUCCAGAGCCACAGGGAACUCUUACAGCAUCAGGACUUACACGGGCACGGCAGCAAACUUCACAGGGAGGGCGACGGCACCGAGCAUUCCCCCAGGGGGCCGGAGGAAAGCCUCCAGCAGCAGCAGCAGCAGCAGCAGGCCCGCGCCGAGCUGGCCAACAGGAAGGAGGCUCUGCUGGGGAGUCCCAAAGGGGCCCUCAGCAAGGAGACCGGCACAGACGGAGACGCUGACAAGGCUGAGAAGAAGCCCAUGCUGUCUGCUCAGAAGGGAGAGGCCCACCCGGGCAGCAAAGCCAGUUUUUCUUACACUAGGAUCAAAUCCGAGCCCUCCAGCCCUCGGCUGGCCUCCUCCCCCGUGCAGCAUAACAUGCCUACGUUUCCCAUGGGCCCCUUCUUGUCUCAGUUUGCUUUCUCCCAGGACAUUUCAGUAGUCCCGCAGGCUUCGGAGAUCCUCGCUAAAAUGUCAGAGCUGGUGCACCGGAGACUACGCCACGGAGGAAACAGCUACCCGCCCGUCAUCUACAGUCCACUCAUGCCCAAGGGGGCCACGUGUUUUGAAUGCAAUAUCACCUUCAGCAACCUGGAUAACUAUCUGGUGCACAAAAAGCACUACUGUAACAGUCGCUGGCAACACAUGACGAAGUCCCCCGACUUCUCGGCCCUGUCGGAUAAGGUCUCGGAGGCGGUGAGCCCCAACAGCGGUCACAGCUCCGUGAACAUGUUGGCCGGCUGCCACCCGACGGAGGCGGACGGCCACCUCAUGCAGUCGGCAUGCCUGAACUCCAACGUGUUGGACAUGCUCAACGCCGGGGCUAAAGGGCCCGAUAAGGAUCUAGCGGCGCAGGUGAAGAAAGUGUCCACCCCGACCGGCGCCGAGGAUCGGCUCAACGGGAAGCAAAUGGAGGGGAAAAGCCCCACGACGGGUUUGGUGGAGAGCGACAAUGAUCCCAACAAGACGACGUGUGAAGCCUGCAACAUCACCUUCAGCCGCCACGAGACCUUCAUGGUGCACAAGCAGUACUACUGCGCCACCCGCCACGACCCCCCCAUGAAGCGCAUGUCCGCCAACAAGGUGCCCUCCAUGCAGAGAACCAUGAGGACCCGCAAGCGCAGGAAGAUGUACGAGAUGUGUCUCCCCGACCAGGACCACCAGAGGCCUCCCAUCUCUCAGCCCGGGUUCCUCGGGGUUCCCCCCAUGAAUCCCUGCACGUCCCAGGAGGCCGUGGAGAGCCUCGCCGACCGCUUUCACCCGCGCUGCGACAUCUUCCCGGGCAUGGUACCCAAACACCUGGAGGCCUCUCUGACCGUCACCAAACCCAUCCUGCCCCCCAAAUGCAACGAGCAGCAGGAGCUGGACGCCCCCAUCGAUCUCAGCAAAAAGUGUUCGCCCAUCCCCGACAAGACGUGCAGCUCCCCCAAAAGACUUUUGGACUAUCACGAAUGUGCAGUGUGCAAGAUAAGUUUCAACAAGGUGGAGAACUACCUGGCGCACAAACAGAACUUUUGCCCCGCGACGGCAGCCGCCGCUGCAGCUGCGGCGGCGGCUGCGGCGGCGGCUGCUGCUGCGGGCGCCAACGCUCAACAACCGCAACAACCGCAGCAGAAACACAACGAGGAGUCUAGCAUGUUCCCGGAUGUGAAGAGCGAAGGGAUUACCAGCCCCGAUGACGGCUUCGAUAAGAGUCCUGGCAAAUGUGAGAAAAACGGAAACGGGAAGGCGCUGGUGCAGAAUGGAGGCAUGUUCCCCCCUCACCUGGGGCCGGCGGCGGGACUCAAGUCUUUUAAUGAGCCCCAGCUCAUCCCGGCAAAAGACGAGAACAAGAACAUGUUUCUGCCCCACUGCCUUUAUCCCGGAGCAAUAAAGAAGGUCAAGGGUCCCGAGCAAAUAUCCCCGUACUUUGGGACAAAGCCGGUUGAUUAUGUGGCUGGGGGAGCGGUGAUGCAGGGAGAGGCCGGGGAGCCGGAGCAGGGGGUGAACGGGGGAGGAGGGGACACGGGGACGGCCAGGGAGCAGCCCCCGCAGCCGGCCGCCAACGGCUGCCCCCACCCCGGCAAGGAGGCCCUGCCCCACAUGCCCAAGAACCGGGGCAUGGUCAUCGUCAACGGGGGGCACAAACCCGAGGAGCGCUCGGGCGCCGCGGCGCCGCCGCCGCCGCCGGACACCCAGCCCCAGCCGGACACCCAGCCCUCCAACCCCUCGCCCACGUGGGCCGCCGACGCCCAGGCCGACUCCAACGAGAACAUGUCGCCGCCCUCCAAGUCCCCGGGCGAGGAGGCGGCGCCCGCCGCCAACAAGGGCGUCAACGGCUCCGGGAGUGGCAAAUACUGCCGCCUCUGCGACAUCCAGUUCAACAACCUAUCAAACUUUAUAACCCAUAAGAAGUUUUACUGUUCAUCACAUGCAGCAGAGCAUGUAAAAUAAGAAUAAGACACGCCCUCCUCCUCCUCCUCCUCCUCCUCCCUACAUCUUUCCUCCUGACUUUGACUCCUUUUUUUCCUCUUUGUUUUGGUACACUGUCGUGUCUGGAAUAGUGCAUCAUGCAGUGCUACACGCUGCUUGUGGACAAUCAAGAGAAACGUCUUCUUUUUUCGUCGUUUUAAGACUUAAAAAUGCAAAACCAUUGGUUUAAAAAAAGAAAAAAAUGAAAAGAAAAGAAAAACAAAUCAAGAAUAAUAUUGGUGCCACAUCCACAUUAAUUUAUUUUACAAUCAGUAUUAAUAGGAGUAGUGAUCUUAAUUUAAAUUCAAAAUGAAAUUUAUAUCAGAGUUGUUUGUAAUGUUAUUGUAUAGUCAUUCUUGUGUAGCACACAUAUUGUUUACACUGUAAUGUAGGCUCAAUAAAACAAUAGACAACACAAAAACGAGAUGCAUUUUAGACACAAAAAUAGCGACUGAGGCACUUGUGUAUUCUUAUUUGCUGUACCAGUUUCUGUAUAUGCUCAAAAUGUCUCUUGCAGAUUGCUACUAAUGCCAGCCUUACAAAUCACCAUUUGGGGGUGAUUACCGGGCAAAACCCUGCAUCUCACGUUUUGGCAUACAUUCAUGGCUUUGCAUACAUAUGUGGCUGUUUGUCCCCGUCUCUUUUCUUCAUCAGAUGUGGAUGUUUUCAUGAGGAUGACAACAUUCUUGUAUAGUACUCGUAUUUCUGUUUGAUGAUACACUUUGGUCUCCCUUUUUGAAAUUUGCUCUCAAUGCAAUACUUUGUAAAUGGGGGAAAACGUUACUGAAAGCAGUAUUAUGAAAUGGGGACUGUGCAUAUAAUUAUUUGUAACCCCAUCGGGAAAAAAAAAAAAGAAGCUGUACAAGAAUUAAGUUUAUUGCUGACGAACAAGCUGGGUGGGAGGUCAGUGGGGGAUGCUGAUGUAAAAUGAUCAUUCCAAUGUCCUUAUUAUGGGAGAAAAUGUUUCUUAAAACGUUGUUGCUAUGCAUGUAUAUGGAUGGAAUUAAAUUCCAGAUCUGUUGGAAAUUUUUAUUUUGAUGUGGUGUCAUAAUUAAACUUAAA
Molecule: messenger RNA, 4095 nt
Organism: Cololabis saira (Pacific saury)
Lineage: Eukaryota; Metazoa; Chordata; Actinopteri; Beloniformes; Belonidae
Gene: zfpm2a
Product: zinc finger protein, FOG family member 2a
Exons: 3
Biological process (GO): cell differentiation; positive regulation of transcription by RNA polymerase II; heart development
Cellular component (GO): nucleus
Molecular function (GO): RNA polymerase II-specific DNA-binding transcription factor binding
Source: RefSeq, a predicted model, not a curated record